AUGAUGUCUAAUCGACCUCAAUAUUAUGGAAUGCCAAAUGGUUUCUCGCAUUCUUCCAAUGGCCAAAAUCAGCAAUAUCAGCAAGAACAGCCACAGCUGCCUCAACAUCCGGUACUACCUGAGUCACAUUCGAAAGUAACGGUAUUGGCUAAUGGACCUCCACUAAUGGCGAUAGGCAGUCAGGCUCCAGCGAGUGCAGCACCAGCGAUGAAUGUUCCAUUCACUAUGACUGCAGGAGUUGGCGUAUCUAUGAAGACAAACCCUUUGCUGUUACAAGGAUCAGUGCCUCCCCAAUUUCAGCAAAACAGUCGUGUUCAAAGUAUGUCGACUGUUAACGGGAAUAGUACCACCUCGUCGCGAAAUUCUUCACCAGCUCUGGGCAGUAAUGGUAUGACUUCAGUGCCUAGCACGUCACAGUUGGCGCCAGCUCAAAUAGGUGUAGGUGGGGCAGCAGAGGGCCCUGUUCCUACCAAUAUCUACAGCAAUAAUAACCUUCCGCCGAUGACAUCUAGUCACAAUCAGCCACCAUCGGGUGCGCCCCAUUCGAUGCAGAGCAGGCAGAGUGCGCCAGGCUAUAAUUUAAGUCCGAACAAUAACUGGUCUAGUGGUAAUAUGUAUUCGGGUGGUGUGAAUUCCAUCGGUACGCCUCCAAAGACUGCAUCAGGAAUGUCAACGCCACUAAACGCUUCCACACCGACACUGACCGGUCCUAUUUUACCUGGCGGACCGCAACUGCAAACACUGCAACAGUUGACGGCAAACGUGCAAGAUUUGAGUUUGCAAUCCGGUAACACCGUUUCACAAAUGCCUGGAACUGUAAGUCAGCAGCAGAGUAAUCAAUUCCAGCAGUCUCAGCAAUCGCUUACGGCUACAACUAAUGGCGGCAACGUGCAAGAUGGUCAGCAAAUAAAUGCAAAUGGUACCACGAACUCGAUGAAUCAAGAUGCAGGUCGCUCCGCUAUUGGACAUAUACCAUUGCCAUCGAAUCAGCAACAACUAGAGCUGCAACAGCAGUCGCAAUUACAACAGCAGUCUCAGUUGCGCCCGCAAUCACAAACGCAUCAUCAACAACAAAUACUACAGCAGCCGCUAUUAGUGCAAUCCCAGUUACAACCUAAAAACCAAUUACAACAGCAGCCUCAACUGCAACCGCAAUCCCAGCUGCAACAUGAACAAAAAUUACAACAGCUGCCUCAACAGCAGCGUACGGUUAUGCAGGAAACGGAUAUCAAACCGACUGGACCAGGUACUACGCAAGGCAUUUCUCAUUCAGUAGAUAAUUCUGUCCAACGUCCUUUGGGAAUGGUGGGAGCACCUCCGCCUGUAAUGUCCAGCGGAAGUACAUCAGGUGUAUCAAGCAUGUCUGAUACGCAUAUGAAUAGAAGGCCGAUGUAUCCUACGGCAGUACAACCAGCACCUCAACCUCAGCAAUUGAUUACGCCUAUGAGUAAUGGCAUUAACGUGCAGGGGGGACAACAAACAAACGCGAAUCGUACUACGAACCCGAUGAAUCCAGAUCAAGCUCGCUCUAUUUAUGGACAUAUGCCCAUACCAUUGAAUCAGCAACAGCAACCACAGUUACAGCAAUUGCAACAACAAUCUCUCGUGCAGCAUCAACAACAAUUACAACAGACUCAGUUUCAGCGUACAAUGCCUUCGGGUACUGUACCGAAUGGACCUGGAACUAAUACGUAUGGCAUUUCUCCACCGAUGGGUAAUACUGCUCAGCGUCCUUUGGGAAUGGUGGGAGCAACACCGCCUGCAAUGUCCCUCGGAAGCACACCAGGUGUAUCAUGCAUAACCGAUAUGCCUGUGAAUAAAAGGCCUAUGUAUCCUUCGGUAGCACAAUCAAGACCUCGAUUACCGAAUGAAAACCUGCAACUUCAGCAGCAACAUCAAGCAUCAUCACACAGCAACACACAACAACAGCACUAUCAGCAACAUAAUCAUAUGCCACACGAGCAACAGCAACAGCAACAGCAACCUGUAUAUGGAACAGGUGAAUAUUCGGCUGAUCCGAGUAGAAAUGUUGUAAAUGCUGGGUUCUCUCGUAUGUGGGGCAACAAUACAGUUGAUUUGCUGCAGAACAGACAUGUGCUACCCACGGAUCAAGUUCGUCCUCCAACGAUACAUUUAGUGAAUCCUUUUCACGAAUCGGUAAAUUGCCAUCCGGACAUAUUUCGUUGCACUUUAACCAAGAUACCAGAGUCGUCGUCGCUACUGCAGAAAUCUCGUUUACCUUUAGGAGUAUUAAUUCACCCGUUUCGAGAUUUAAAUAAUUUACCUGUUAUAUCCUGCAACACAAUAGUUCGUUGUCGUUCUUGUCGAACAUACAUCAACCCGUUUGUAUUCUUCGCAGACAGUAAAAAAUGGAAAUGCAACCUAUGCUAUCGAGUAAAUGAACUGCCUGAAGAGUUCCAAUAUGAUCCGGUUACAAAGACCUUUGGCGAUCCGCUGAGACGACCCGAAAUCAAAUCCAGCACGAUAGAGUUUAUUGCUCCUUCAGAAUACAUGCUACGUCCGCCGCAACCAGCUAUCUAUCUAUUCCUGUUCGACGUAUCGUCUCUAGCUCAACAAUCUGGAUAUCUGCACGCGGUUUGCAGUACACUAAUGGAUCAUUUAGAUUCUCUUCCUGGAGACGCCCGAACGCAAGUGGGCUUCAUUGCGUUUAAUAGUGCGAUUCAUUUCUAUAAUAUUUCAGAAGAAUACAACCAACCUCAUGAGGUUACGGUGCUGGAUGUAGAGGAUGUGUUUCUUCCAUACCCAGACAACCUGUUGGUGAAUUUGAAGGCAUGCAAAGAAUUGAUUAAGGAUCUGCUGAAACAGUUGCCUAAACGGUUUGAACACACGCAUGAUACUCACAGCGCCCUAGGGGCUGCAUUGCAAGUUGCAUUCAAAUUAAUGAGUGCCUCCGGUGGACGUGUAACGGUGUUUCAGACAUGCUUACCAAAUCAUGGGCCAGGAGCAUUACAGUCUAGAGAGGAUCCAAACAAUCGUUCGUCUAAGGAAGUGGCUCAUCUUGGACCGGCAAUAGAUUUUUAUAAACGACUUGCUUUAGAUUGUUCUGGUCAACAAAUUGCCGUGGAUUUAUUCUUAUUGAAUAGUCAAUACUGUGAUUUAGCUACAAUUUCUGGCAUUAGUAAAUUCAGUGGUGGUUGCAUGUAUCACAUCCCGCUGUAUAGUGAGUCUAAACCACACCUUGUGAAAACUCUCCGCAACUCCUUCGAACGCUAUCUCACGCGAAAGAUUGGUUUCGAGGCGGUGAUGCGGGUACGAUGCACUCGGGGGCUAGCCAUCCAUACAUUCCACGGAAAUUUCUUCGUCCGUUCGACCGAUUUGUUGUCGCUACCAAACAUCAAUCCUGAUGCAGGUUUCGGGAUGCAGAUAACGUACGAGGAAAAUUUAGCCGAGUGCAAAACAGUGUGCUUCCAGGCAGCUCUGCUUUACACUAGUAGCAAGGCGGAGAGGCGUAUCCGGGUGCAUACGCUGUGUAUUCCGGUGUCGGCAAGUUUGACGGAAAUCAUGUACUCAGCUGAUGCGCAGUGCAUAGUUGGGUUACUUUCAAAGAUGGCCGUCGAUCGUUCGCUGGGGUCAAGUCUUUCAGACGCUCGAGAUGCCUUCAUUAAUGCGAUAGUUGACAUAUUUAGUGCGUUUAAGAUUGCUCAGAAUCUACCGCAAAAUUCUCGUACGAUAGUGGUCCCGGAAAAUUUGCGGCUGCUGCCCUUGUAUAUUUUGGCCUUGUUGAAACAUCCCGCGUUCCGGACCGGGACUAGCACCCGCUUAGACGAUCGCGUUUAUGCAAUGUGUGAAAUGAAAUCCCUGCCGCUAGAUCAACUCAUGCGAUACAUUUAUCCCGAUUUCUACGUAUUGGACUGCUUAUUCGUUUCCGGUACCAGCGGUUACGUUGAUGACGAACACAAGCUGCAACCUCCGCGAUUACAGCUGUCUGCAGAAAAGUUGGAUUCUCGCUCCAUGUUUUUACUCGACUGUGGCGCAAUCGUGUACAUUUAUAUAGGUUCGAACGUGUCGUCUAGUGUCGUUUAUGAUAUUCUAGGUUAUAAUUCGGUGGUGGAAAUUCCUGAUUUUUGCAUCGCAUUACCUAGUCGCGGAACGGAAGCCAGUGAAACACUGUGGAAUUUCCUAGAAUCAAUAAAUGAAGAUAAACCAUACACAUCAUAUGUGCAAGUGAUACGCGAUACGAGCCAAUUCAGAUACCUACUGGUGGAAAAGUUCGUGGACGAUCGCAAUUCAAAUGCGUUGUCGUACUAUGAAUUUUUGCAGCAUUUGAGCACACAGAUAAAGUAAAUGGCGCUUUAAGCGUGCAUACCGUUGGGCAAGCAAGCAACCUAAGAUGGUCAAAUAUGGGGUUGUUUUAACACAAGAACUUGAAGGUAAACAUUAAAUGCUAGUAAAUAUUAUCUUAAUGUGAAUAGUGUAUCCUGUCAAACGUACUCCAAACAUCGGGCAAAAUAAACACGAACACAUCCUACGCAUCCUGGAGAGCAGUUAUCGAAAUAAAUUUCGAACGAUUUUAAAAUACUACAAUGAAAGUGUUGGAACAAUAACAUCAAUACUGAACGAGCUAGAUAGUUUGUUUAGCGAUUUAAGGACAUGGCAGGGAUGUAGGUUGAUGAACGAAACUUGUGCGAAUGCAUGAUCCCUAGCUGUGUAACUUUGAAAUAUUAUGAAAAUAUUUGCGAGCCACAAAUGAAGCGAAUAUUGUUUAUAAGAAAGAAACAUGUCGCUUCUAUGGUAAUUAUUGCAGGUAGUGUGACAGGUGGAGUGAGGCAGCGUUGAUAAACUAGUUUUAAUAUAGGAAAAAAAAUAAAUAAAUCAAUAUUUAACACAAUGGCAUAUUUCAAUGAACCAAAAAACUUUGUUAUAUGCAAAUCAUUUUGAGCAAGUCGUAGCGAACAAUACAAUCCAAAACGAAAAGUCAUACGAAGGUGGACAACGUAGUAUCAACAUUUUUUUUGCGAAUAGUUAAAUAAAAUGAUUACCGAAUAAUAGUAAAUGAUGUUCGAAUUGGGACCGCAUUCGUUUUGGAAAAGGAAACGAUAAUUGACCAGCAGCGAAUAAUGAAACUAGAAAACGUAGCAUACAUCAGAAGCAUUACAUCGUGAAUAAUAGCCUGGUGUACGUAAAUUCUGUUGCACGAUAGAAUUACAAUGCAAUUCCAGUUACAGUUGCAGUUGUAAUGAAUUACAGGCAAUAAAAUGCAAAAUUUAAAGCUUUCAUUUGUUAUUUAUGCAUUGCAUCGAUGAAAAGUUAACAAACUUCGCAGCAAAAAAUACGGAUGCAACUACGAUUUCUAAGGUAGUUACGAAUUUGCAUUGGCAGUUAUGAGUAUUCCUUCGGAUAGUGCAACAUACUUAUGUAUUUAUGUGGUUUUUUUUUCUUGGGUUGGUUAUGUUAAUGCACAUUAUAGCAUGCGUUUGCGUUUCGCCCGAUAUUACUGCAAUGGGCAUAUGAAUCGAGUGUCACAGCUUUGUUCGCGUUGGCAGGUAAAGGCAGGUAUACAGGAAAUAGUUACUACUUUGCGUUGGUUAUUUGUGCGUUAUUGUUGUAAAAUUUAUGUUGCCGUUGGGUUUGCCCGUCCAGUUGAAUAGAUUACUCGCGCUGUCGAACGCGCGAGCCAGAUAAUACACAUUCAGAAUGCAUGUCGAUAGAAAUUCUCAUUCGGUGACUAAGAUACAGGUGGCAAGGUUCAACUAAGUCUACCGACAAGGGAUUCAUAACAAGGGAUAAAUGAAGUAUUUGGUGUAAUGUAUAUCUAUCAUGUAAAGCUUAUAAAUUUGAGAUAAAUUAUCA
Molecule: messenger RNA, 5811 nt
Organism: Anopheles nili
Lineage: Eukaryota; Metazoa; Arthropoda; Insecta; Diptera; Culicidae
Gene: Sec24AB
Product: protein transport protein Sec24A
Exons: 14
Coding region: 1-4305 (1434 amino acids)
Biological process (GO): COPII-coated vesicle cargo loading; endoplasmic reticulum to Golgi vesicle-mediated transport; intracellular protein transport
Cellular component (GO): endoplasmic reticulum exit site; COPII vesicle coat
Molecular function (GO): SNARE binding; zinc ion binding
Source: RefSeq, a predicted model, not a curated record